This is a messenger RNA of Saccostrea echinata, 1849 nucleotides long. RefSeq names its product monocarboxylate transporter 12-like. Gene Ontology annotation, biological process: transmembrane transport. The transcript has 6 exons. NCBI's taxonomy places the organism in Eukaryota, Metazoa, Mollusca, Bivalvia, Ostreida, Ostreidae. The record is from RefSeq and is a predicted model, not a curated record. The coding region runs from base 269 to 1834 and encodes 521 amino acids. Gene Ontology annotation, molecular function: monocarboxylic acid transmembrane transporter activity.
AGGUCGAAUAAAAGAGAAAACCUGGAUCCAUUCCCUGAAAACCUGUUUAAGUGUUUAAUCAGUGUUUACAGCCGUGUAAUGUGUGUGCAUUUCAGCGCUUGAUGCGUUAUAAAAUGUUGCCUAGAGGUCGCUCAGAAUCGAUGUCAACGUUCCCUUUUCAGUGUGUUAACUCUCAUGGAAGUGGAUUCCUUAUCGCCAAUGUUUGUAUCUGGAGAUACCGGUGUAUAAUAAACCGUUCAAGUCAAGGUUCUUCUUUAUAUGAGAGCAGAUGACAAUUUUCAAUUUUCGGAAAAGUUCGUCGGCCUCUGUGGACAGAGGUUGGGCCUGGAUCGUUCUUCUUGCCUGCUUUUUGGAGUAUUUCAUCAUCCUAGGAAUGUUUAAAUCGUUCGGACUAUUUUUUGUACAAUAUCAAAAGAAAUACGCGACCAGUGCUUCAAUACUGUCUAUGGUGCUCUCAGUUCAAACCAUUGUAGCCAGUGUUAGCUCAAUCAUCAUCAUGGGUAUCGGAACUCGAUACUUAACAGAAAGGACUAUGGUAAUGUGUGCCGCAAUCAUAGGACUAGCGUGCCAGUUAGGAAAUGCUUAUGCACCGUUUGCAGAAUUUUUGUUUUUCACGCAUAGUGCUUUAUUCGCUAUAUCGGCAAUGUUUGCCCAUCUGCCUUCAAUGUUGAUGGUAGGAAAAUACUUUGAAAAACAUCGUGGAAUGGCCAAUGCAAUUGCUAAUGUUGGUGGGAGUUUUGGGGGCUUGGCCUUGCCUUUUCUGUUAACCUUUCUUUUUAGUGAAUAUGGUUUGGAAGGAACACUCACUAUAGCAGGCGGAUUGUAUCUUCAUUUCCUUCCUAUUGGAUUACUUAUGAGACCAAUUGAUAGAGAACAAACUACUAAGAAAGAAAAUAAGAAUAAAGAACAUGACAAGAUAUCCGAUAUAACGGAUCAUAACGAAUGUCUUAUCUCUAACGACAAGGAGAAUAACUUAAACAUUGAAUAUGAUAUCCGAAAUACGUUCACUGGUUCAAAACACUCUCUACAUUCACUUGUUAAGUUAAAUGGGAAAUCACAUUCAUUGACAAAUAUUGAUUCUACGCACAUACGAAAUAGCAAAAUACAGUCAGUAGAAUUGUGUGGAAGCUCAAUGAACCUUGCAAGUACCGUAUCCCUAGAUAUGAUUAAUACAGCAAAAUCAAAGAACCAAAUGGACUCGGCAUCUUCUAAAUACAAUGAAGAAAGAAAUUGUUGCAUUCAAUUUUUGUUUGUGUUAUUUGACUUUUCUCUGUUCAAAGAUGCCAAAUUCGUUAUUCUAAUGAUGUUUUCUUUUCUUGUUGCUGCUGGUUGUACUAUUCCUGUGACCUACAUUGCGCCAUUUGCAAAAGACAAAGGAUUAGAAACAGAUAUGAUUGGAUACCUCCUCACGAUUUCAGCAGCCAGUGAUUUAUUUGGAAGAACUUUGUUCAUAUUUAUUUCUGAUAAUAAAAAGAUCCAAAGGUGUCAUAUGAUGACCAUAGCAAUUAUGGCAAAUGGAAUUGUCUGUCUGAUGGCAUCGUUCUAUAACGAUUUUGUUACGCUAGCAGUAUUUGGAAUUCUGCAAGCGUCAUUUGGUGGCACAUACUAUUCAUUGAUAAACGUUCUAAUAGUUGAUUUCAUAGGAUUAGAAAAUCUUAGUCAUGGUUUAGUUAUGGGCACGGUAACAAGAGGGACAUCGAUUGCUAUAACAUCAACACUAGUCGGUUUUAUACGAGACAAGACUGGAUCGUAUGUGGGUGGAUUCUACCUCAUGGGGGUCUGUUUGAUUCUUGGUGGAUUUUUAUUGUUAUUGAAGCCAUUUAUAUCAAAAUAAAGAUGUUUUCCUGGG